Callorhinus ursinus (northern fur seal) is the source of this 4314-nucleotide messenger RNA. RefSeq names its product L3MBTL histone methyl-lysine binding protein 3 (gene L3MBTL3). Gene Ontology annotation, cellular component: nucleus. Gene Ontology annotation, molecular function: zinc ion binding; chromatin binding; histone binding. Gene Ontology annotation, biological process: negative regulation of DNA-templated transcription. The record is from RefSeq and is a predicted model, not a curated record. Lineage: Eukaryota; Metazoa; Chordata; Mammalia; Carnivora; Otariidae.
CCCCCCCACACCCUUUCUGGUCAAAGCAUGGCCCACAGUGCGACCGUGAGAGAAAGUUUAAAAGCAGGCGGUUUCUUAGCCGCCUUCUCCGCGAAGGGGUGGGGGUAUCUGUUUGUCCGUCUGCGCUCGGAGAGAGGUGGGGGUAACGAGUCGCCCUCCGGGGUCGCGAAGACCGUAGCCCUUACCCCACCCUUCCACGGGGAGACGAAGUGCUGGACCUUUAGGAGAAGUCUUGGGGGUGGACAGCAAUCCUAGACUACAGGGGAGUUAUUUCUUCACUGCCACUAGGUUCAAAAAUAAAUCAUGACUGAAUCUGCCUCUAGUGCAAGUGGUCAAGAGUUUGAUGUAUUCAGUGUUAUGGACUGGAAAGAUGGAGUAGGCACAUUACCAGGAAGUGACUUAAAGUUUCGGGUGAACGAGUUUGGAGCCCUGGAAGUUAUCACAGAUGAGAGUGAGGUGGAAAACGUGAAAAAAGCAACAGCUACCACAACUUGGAUGGUACCAACUGCUCAAGAAGCCCCGACCUCUCCCCCGAGCUCCAGGCCCGUAUUUCCACCUGCCUACUGGACAUCUCCACCUGGAUGUCCCACAGUCUUUUCAGAGAAAACUGGGAUGCCUUUCAGGUUGAAGGAUCCAGUGAAAGUAGAAGGGCUUCAGUUAUGUGAGAACUGUUGUCAGUACGGCAAUGUAGAUGAGUGUCUUUCUGGAGGAAACUACUGCAGCCAGAAUUGUGCCCGGCAUAGCAAAGACAAAGAUCAGAAGGAAGAAAGGGACAUAGGAGAAGACAACGAGGAAGAAGAUCCUAAGUGUAGUCGGAAGAAGAAACCGAAAUUAUCUCUGAAAGCUGACUCCAAGGAGGAUGGAGAAGAGAGAGAUGACGAGAUGGAGAACAAACAAGAUGGAAGAAUCCUGAGGGGUUCACAGAGAGCCCGAAGGAAAAGACGAGGUGAUUCGGCUGUAUUGAAGCAGGGUUUGCCUCCUAAAGGAAAGAAAGCCUGGUGCUGGGCAUCCUAUCUGGAGGAGGAAAAAGCUGUGGCAGUGCCCGCAAAGCUCUUCAAGGAGUAUCAGUCCUUUCCAUAUAACAAAAAUGGGUUUAAAGUUGGCAUGAAGUUAGAAGGUGUGGACCCUGAGCAUCAGUCUGUGUACUGUGUCCUCACUGUGGCUGAGGUUUGUGGAUACCGGAUAAAAUUGCACUUUGAUGGAUAUUCUGAUUGCUAUGACUUCUGGGUAAAUGCAGAUGCUCUGGAUAUUCACCCAGUGGGGUGGUGUGAGAAAACUGGCCAUAAACUCCAUCCUCCGAAAGGUUAUAAAGAAGAAGAAUUUAAUUGGCAGACCUAUCUUAAGACAUGCAAAGCUCAAGCUGCUCCCAAGUCGUUAUUUGAAAAUCAGAAUAUAACAGUGAUCCCGUCGGGCUUUCGAGUUGGAAUGAAGCUUGAAGCUGUAGACAAAAAGAAUCCUGCGUUCAUCUGUGUUGCUACGGUAACAGAUAUGGUGGACAAUCGUUUCCUGGUACAUUUUGACAACUGGGAUGAGAGCUAUGACUAUUGGUGUGAAGCAUCGAGUCCACACAUUCAUCCAGUCGGUUGGUGUAAAGAACAUAGAAGAACGCUUAUUACUCCACCAGGUUAUCCGAACGUGAAACAUUUUUCUUGGGAUAAGUACUUAGAAGAAACCAAUUCUUUACCUGCUCCUGCAAGAGCUUUCAAAGUGAAACCUCCACAUGGAUUCCAGAAAAAAAUGAAGCUUGAAGUCAUAGACAAAAGAAAUCCUAUGUUUAUUAGAGUAGCAACAGUUGCAGACACGGAUGAUCACCGAAUAAAAGUUCACUUUGAUGGCUGGAAUAGUUGCUAUGAUUACUGGGUAGAUGCAGAUUGUCCUGAUAUUCAUCCUGUGGGCUGGUGUUCAAAAACUGGGCAUCCUCUUCAGCCUCCUUUGAGCCCUUUAGAAUUAAUGGAAGCUUCAGAACAUGGCGGAUGCUCAACCCCAGGAUGUAAAGGGAUUGGCCAUUUUAAGAGAGUGAGACACCUGGGCCCUCACAGUGCUGCCAACUGUCCCUAUUCAGAAAUCAAUUUGAAUAAAGACCGAAUUUUCCCAGACCGUUUAAGUGGUGAGAUGCCUCCAGCUAGUCCAUCAUUUCCAAGAAAUAAAAGGGCAGACACAAAUGAAAUCUCUUCAUCUCCUGAAAUCAGAGACCAGCAUGCUGAUGAUGUCAAAGGGGACUUUGAAGAGAGAACAGAAAGUGAAAUGAGGACGUCGCAUGAAGCCAGAGCAGGUGCCCGGGAAGAACCUAGCAUUCAGCAGGCGCAGCGUCGAUCGGCUGUCUUUCUGUCCUUCAAGUCUCCCAUUCCAUGUCUGCCGUUACGCUGGGAGCAGCAGAGCAAACUUCUUCCCACCGUAGCCGGGAUCCCUGCCAGUAAAGUUUCCAAAUGGAGCACAGAUGAGGUGUCAGAAUUCAUACAGAGCUUACCUGGGUGUGAAGAACAUGGAAAGGUAUUUAAAGAUGAACAAAUUGAUGGAGAAGCCUUUCUGCUUAUGACCCAAACAGACAUUGUUAAAAUUAUGAGCAUUAAGUUGGGCCCUGCUCUCAAAAUUUUCAAUUCUAUCCUGAUGUUCAAAGCUGCAGAGAAGAACUCUCACAAUGAACUUUGAAGGUGGUGAAUUUUGAAUACCAUCAGCUUUCUGCUUUAAAGCUCAUGUUUUAUUCAAAGCACAAGGACAGUUAUAACUCCUACGUGAGAAGUCUCCAAAACUCAAAAGAGCGAUGCUAUCAGAUUAUUUAUAUUCCUCAAGAGACAAUAUAUACGAAUCCUUAUGAAAGUCCUUCGGCUUUUAACCAAGUACUGUCUAACAGCGGUCAUCCUUUGGUUCUGUUCACUGAGCUAAAUUUAUCUUUGUACAUCUUUUUGAGGCUGGGGGGUGGGGGGGGAAGGGGACUUCGUUAAUUAUUUAUGGUAAAAGGGGGGGUCAGAGUAAGAACUUUUGGCAUUUUGUAAACAUUGUUGAAUUCUCUUUCAUGCACACAAUUUCUUUUUCAGUACUUUCAGAAACCUUUUUAUAUAAUCCAACUUCAACUGAAACCAAAUUAGUCAAAACCUGGCUCAGAUUUGCCAGUGGGACUGUUACCUGUAUUGUUCAUUCUGUGCCAUAUUUUGAAUUGCAACAUUAUGCUAAGUAUAACUUUGCAAGUCAUGAUAUUGCCUAACUGCUUGUCAUAAUUUGUUGGGGCUGAACGGUGGUAAGAAUUACCUUUCUUUCAAUCAGUGUUUUUACUUUUGCACGCAUUAUGAAAUGUUAAACAAAUUACUUUUCACCAGCAUCUUUACUAUAAUUACCAAAAACAUGUAUAUAAAUAAUGGAAUUGAAAAAUAAAAUAUAUAAAUAAAUUAGGUGAUGUAUUUGAAUGGCAUCAAUCUUAUACAUUGUGGUGCCGUAUGUAUUUACAGGAGUCCAGUGGUAUCAAAGGAAUAUGCAGUUCUGUUGGGGGGGGGAUGUUUGUAAGGAUCUUGAACUAUUUAUGAGAUGAUCUUGAGCUUCUCUCUAAUUGCCAAUGAAGUCACUGUGAUGCUUUUCAGAGCUGAAGGGGUCGUUCUGUUGAUGGAAACACUAAUCCAUAAAGAGCUCUGUCCCAGAUCUUCUUCCUCCAGACCCAAAGAUUUUCUUCGGGUCGGCUGAAGAGAGAGUAUAUGGAUUUUACUGAAAAGGUAGGGUGUGAGGGGGCAAUAGCAGUCAACACAAAGAUUCUAAAUGCUCACAGAUCAAGGGGGCAGCUUCCCAAAGCAAUUAUUCAAGAACCUCCAUUUUGGAAAGAUUCCUUUCUCUGUAGAACGGUUCACCUAAGUUUUAUAAAUGUACAGAUGCACUUUAAAUGAAAGCCCUUGAUUACCUAGAAACUGCUAGCACUAGUGUUUCUUUUCCAAGAAUGCCUUUCCAACACAAAAGGUAAUUAUUUUAUCAGCCUUUGGAUGUAAUGUCUACUUCUAGGAUGGACCAUUUGUUCGAGGGCUAUUAUAAGAGUAGGAAAUAAGUUUGUAGCAUGCUGUCUGAAUUCUGGGGCAAGUUCCACCUCUCUCCUUAGUUGCCCUUAUUUUUUCUGAUGUAGGACUUCCUUUGAUGUCCCCCAUUGGGAGUCUGUUAGCAGACCUUUGCAUUUGUCAUAAUUCAAAAGGGCCGUAGCAUCUGCAAUGUCCCUUUCAUUUCUUGCAUGAAUCUGCUUAAAUAAGUUUUUCGUUGUUGGGGUUUUUUUUUCUUUUAUGUUCUGUUCAGAAUUUGUACAUUCAAGUUGCACUUGUUAUAUCUGACAUGAAUGAAAUAAAA